AUGAACACAUCUUCCAAAGUCAACAAACUGAAAAAAGUGGUAAACACCACUGGAAGAGUUAGUGCCAAAAAGGCAGCUAGUUAUUUACACUCGAUGCAAAAUUCAUCCACAACAAAAAUAAAUCCUGCCAAACAAGUUACUGCUCCAAAUUGGAACCCAAAACAUUUUCGAUUGUUUGUUGGAAACUUAGGUCCUGAUGGAAACGACGAAUUACUAAAAGAGGCAUUUCUGAAAUAUCCUUCUAUGAGUCAAGUUCAUGUUCCUAUAGAUAGGAAAACCAGUAAGAAUAAGGGAUUCGGAUUUGUUGCCUUUGGCAAAUCUGAAGAUUAUUUACAUGCAUUUCAAGAAAUGAAUGGGAAGUAUAUUGGCCAGCAUCCAGUCCAGUUGAAGCGUGCUGAAUCUAGUGUACCCAAAAAGACUAAGAAUAAAAGGAAAUAG
Molecule: messenger RNA, 438 nt
Organism: Candida albicans SC5314
Lineage: Eukaryota; Fungi; Ascomycota; Pichiomycetes; Serinales; Debaryomycetaceae
Exons: 1
Coding region: 1-438 (145 amino acids)
Molecular function (GO): mRNA binding
Source: RefSeq, a predicted model, not a curated record